Messenger RNA from Cuscuta europaea, 2595 nucleotides. The record is from the annotation of a GenBank genome assembly. Lineage: Eukaryota; Viridiplantae; Streptophyta; Magnoliopsida; Solanales; Convolvulaceae.
CGGUAAGAUAAGCAAAAGUUGAGAGCUUCUCUCUCCUGGGAAAAUCUAUCGCCCAGCUCUUUUGCGCUAUGGAACUUACGGUUGGUUCGAUUCUUCACUUAUGAUUGAAUUUCUUGGUGUUUCUAGGUCGGAUUUCUCCUCUAGUUCCAAUUCUAUGCUUGGAUUUGGAAUUACAAUGAUGAUUGACGGCCAGAAAACCCAGAUUUGAACUAUUGCAGUGCGUCUAAUUACUGUUCACGCUACGACGGAUUUUAGUUCGAUUUGAGUUUUUCUUUCAUGUCUUUUGGAUGAUUCUGAGUCGAAAUCCACAUCUGACUGCAUUUCCGACCUUGGAUAUGUUCUUGGAAUGAUGAUUUUUGAACAGAAAAUUCAGUAACGAACUGGUACAGGGCUUUGUGUGAUUUGUAUCUGUUUGUUGUUUUUCUGUAAUUGGAGUGUUGUUUGGGCUCGCCGUCUGGUGGUGUAGCGUUGUAACCUUUUUGUGGAAGUUGAGGGGAGCUGACUCUACGGCUGGGGUUUCCUCAACAUAAAGUUGUGCUAUUCUUUGAGCCACAGCUUCUGACCAUGGCGAGGAAAAAACAGGGUGGGGCUGCGGUCUCCUCAACAAAGACCAGGUCUUCCCAAAGGUUUGCGCUUUUUCAAGGAACAGAUGAGGAAUUUCCAGAGCUUAUUUCUGCUGUCAAUAGGCCUGGGAUUGAACCUGCUACUAUUGAUGUUCCUGUGCUACAAGCUGAAGAAAUUGGAAUUCCAACAGAGCUUCCUGGGAUUCUGGCAGUUCAAGAUGUGGGAAAUACUUUGAAGGUUGACAAAACUCUAGCUGUAGAAACUGCUGGGAAUCUGCCAGCAGGUAGUGUGAUGCUGAAAACAAGUGCUUCAAGUACUACUGCUGCUAGGAAACCUGGGCAUCAAACUGCUGCAAAUUUGGCAGGUCCUAUGAAUGCUACAGGUACUGCUAAGGCAGUUACUCCUGCUGUGGGUAAGGCUCAAUCUGAGAGUGAAAAGGCAGCCAAAGGUGGAGUUAUUGCUGCGGGUAAUCCUGCUGCAGCAGUAAAUGAAGGCCAAAUAAUUGCAGGUGCAAAAUCAACUGCAAAGGCAGCAACUUCCUCACCUUGGAAUGCUUUGUUUAAAGACAACCGCGAUCCCAGGUGUGGUAUAAAAUUGAGAUAUAUCCCUCCCAAAGGAGAAACUUUAGAUUUUGGGGAUCGGGUGCUACCAUCCAUGGUUGAAAUGUGGGGUUUUUGCCUAGUUGGACACUUCGCCGGGAAUUUCCCCGGACUCAAAGCGGUGCAUGACCUUAAAGCUAAAUGGGGUGUUAAAUGCCUUGUGAGGUCCCACAAAAAGGGUUGGUUGAUCUUUAAAUUUCAAAGUGAGGAGGAUAGAUCAAAGGUACUUCAAGGAGGACCGUAUACUGUGUUUGGAAAACUAAUAAUGCUCAAGGUACUUUCGGAAAAUUUUUCGUUUGAGGAUGAAGAAUUUCUAAAAGUACCAAUUUGGGUUAAGUUCCAUGAUUUAACUUUGCAAUUAUGGAAUGACGAUGCCAUGAGUGAGGUGGCUUCCAUGGUUGGGAUUCCAAUAACAACGGAUAAAAUCACCCAAGAAAGGAUUAACAACGACUAUGCUAGAGUGUUGAUAGAGGUUGACGUCUCGAAGCCACCACCACUCUCGUUUCCUAUACGACUACCUUCACAAAAGGUAUUCAAGCAAAGUGUGGUUUAUGAAACUUUUCCUAGUUAUUGUUUUCAUUGCAAGGAAUUUGGGCAUCACCCGUUCAUUUGUAAGAAGUUAUCAAAAUGUGGGGUUGGGGUAAACAAGGAGAAGGAAAAACUUGAUGUGGUAGGGGUUGUAAGUGAUGUAGCAAAAUCUGCUCGGCCAGAAUCUACCCGGAGGCAAAGCCCGACCGGGCUGCUUCCUUGCCCGACUGGGUCACAGCCUGCCCAGGGGGGAGACCCGACCGGGCCAUCUCCUCACCCGACCGGGCUUAAGCAGCAGGCUGCUCCCCGUGUUCCAGCAGAUAAUGCAGGUAUUUUUUCUGAAGAUGGAAAAGAUUCUUUGGGUGGUGUUGAGAGGAUAGUCUUGGAUAAAAAAUAUGUGAAGCUAGAUGAUGUUGUUAUAAAAUGUGAAGUGAUAAACGGCAAGACACUCAAGUUGUGUGUCAAACCUUUUAAAUCCGUGCAUACUAAUGUGAUUCGAGUGGACAACCUCCUUCGACUUACGGAUGAUUUGGAUAAGAAGGGUCUCACUUUUACCGUUGAAUGUCUUGAGGGCUUGCCGGGUGUUACAAAGAGGAAAGGGGAGGUUCACUUUGAUUCGAAGUUCACUAAACCUUUCCGAUUUUUCCUUGGCUUUUAAAUUACUUCUUUGUUGAUGUUGCCUUUGCUCCUAGCUUUCUAGGAUUAUUAUGUUGAUUGGGGAGGUCUUCUGUGAGCGUAUUUGGUUCCUUAUGUUUUGGGAUCCAAAUUGUUGAUUUGUGAGAUUUUUGUUCUUGAUUUUGUGGUAUCCCGAGUUUGUGGAUAUGCACUUUGAUUGUAUUUGUGAUGCAUUGUACUAUGCUAUUUUUCUGGAUAUAUAUAUUUACAUUUUAUCCAAAAAAAAAAA